Molecule: messenger RNA, 3496 nt
Organism: Entelurus aequoreus (snake pipefish)
Lineage: Eukaryota; Metazoa; Chordata; Actinopteri; Syngnathiformes; Syngnathidae
Gene: uri1
Product: URI1 prefoldin like chaperone
Exons: 11
Coding region: 324-1790 (488 amino acids)
Biological process (GO): negative regulation of phosphatase activity; negative regulation of transcription by RNA polymerase II
Molecular function (GO): phosphatase inhibitor activity; chromatin binding; transcription corepressor activity
Source: RefSeq, a predicted model, not a curated record
UUCCAUUCGGCUACAGUUAUUCUGCUUAGUAUUGCAAGUGCAUGGCGCAGAUAGACGUCGACGAAGAAUCAGUUUCUCUGGAUAUCUUUAAACGUUUGCUAUUUUUUUGGAGGGGGAAUAACGCACACAUUCUGAAAUGAGAGUGUGAGAUGUUAUUACUUCCGAAAGUCUGGAUAACUACCGCUGACACGUUGAUGAUUUCUACGAAAGUGGGUCUGAGGAGAAGCUUGUGCUGCAUUCAUAAACACUUCUUUAGGACUCACAACAACCCCUGAGCGUUGUUUACCCACCCAUUAAACACCCCCUUUUUCCGUGCAUUUGGGAUGACAACGGCUGAAAAGAGUAUGAUAAACAUGGAGGAUCCCGGUGGAGUUGUCAGGCUCCGAGAGGAACACGAAAAGGUGGUGAAGGACUGCGAGCAGCGGAUGCAGCAUUGGGAGAAGCUCUCAGGUGAUUAUGAAGCCCUGAGAGACCGCCUCAAAAAUCUUCCGGAUAAAGUGUCUUAUGACAUCAUGGUGCCAUUCGGCACUUUGGCCUUCAUGCCCGGGAAGCUGGUGCACUCGAACGAGGUCACCGUGUUGCUCGGUGACAACUGGUUUGCAAAGUGUUCUGCCAAGCAGGCUGAGAAACUCGUCGACCACAGGAUGAAGUACGUGAGGAGCGAACUGGAUGGUUUGUCCAAGACAAGGAAAAACUUUGAAGCAAGAGUUGGAAUGGUGAAGGACUGGGAAAACAUCUCAUCCAAAAAGGGGGGCUACAUUGACAUCAGAGAGGAGGUCGGAAAAAACGAGACCACUAAAGGAAAGCAUAGAGUGGCUCACAAACCGCAUUCAAAGGCCAAGCUGGACGCUGUGUUGGAUCUGGAAGAGGAAAGUGAAGAAAGUAGAGAAGAGACCCAACAAAACGGGAGCACAAAGGGCUUUAUGACUCAGGAGGAGUUGUGGGCUCGAUUAGAUGAACUUGAGAAACUGGAGGAUCUGCAAGAUGAACAUGACAGGUUGUCUGACCAUGCAGACCUUGUGAGCGAGGACACGUCGUCGUCAUCUUCUUCGGAGGAGCAGACCGAGACAGACUCCUGUCCUCCGGUGAAUGGACUGCGACCCCAUGGCAGCCCGCUCCCUCGUGAAGUCAUAAAAGAAGACGAUGAGGAAGACAGCAGUUUGCCGACCAUUUAUUUCUCUCACACGGUCGAGCCCAAAAAGGUGAGGAUCAACACAAGCAAGAACACCAUGCUGAAGUUCAGCGAUAGGAAAGAACCGAAGGACAAUUCAAAACGAAAAAAGAAAAACGGUCACCGCACUGGAAACUCUCAUCGUGAAGUUCACAAAAUUCAAACACCUGCAGACAUCUACAGGCUGUAUGUGGAUUUAAGGAAUGGCGCGCCCAUCCCCAAGAAGUCCAUCCUGAAGUCGCGUAGCCGGGAGAACAGCGUGUGCAGUGACACAAGCGAAAGCAGCGCGGCCGACAUCGAAGAACGACGCAUGCUGUGCCGUGGAUUCAGUCACGAUGAGGCCAUGCCCAGUGACAACAGUGCCAGCGACGGCCUUACAGAGGAGGACAGCCCUAUAGGAAUGCCGACGCAUCCCACUGGACGAUUUGAGGCCUUCUCAGGUACUGUCGUGGAAAAAGAGCCAAUGCCCUUGUCUGUUCCCCAUCUGACCAUUGCACCGCCAGCCCUUCCAACCAUCCUGGAGUGGAAACAGGAGGAGGUGGCGCCCGACGCGGCGCCCCCUCCACAGCCUGUUAAACGGGUGUCAAAGUUCAAAGCUGCCAGGAUGCAGCAGAAAUGACACUGUGUGUGUUUUUCUCCCCAACAGUCAGCAUCUUCUCCUUUUCUUUAUAAAUCAUUUAGCAUCAUCGGCUAUAGAUACAAUAUAUACGGUUUAGGUUGGUAUAAAGGCUAGCUAACAAUUUGGUUCCUCUUUUUUGCUAUUGACGGUGUUGUAGGACUGUAAUCUCAGUGUAGCUUGUCAUCAUGUCAACCAAACAACUCAUUUGAACCUGCUUAACGAAUGUACGUAAAGCUUUAAUAUUAUGAUGAGACAAGGGAGGAAGGAAAAGGAAAAUAAAUGAUUUUGCAUACAAGUCAUGCUUUUUAGUAGGAAUUAUCUUUCAAUGUACCUGGCUGGGUCCUUGCUUGGUUCAUAGUGUUUGUCAGGAACUAAAUUGAUGUUACGCCGCAUAGUAAUAGCGUGUCAGUUUUCCUCCCAGUGUAAAUGGUUAUGGUCUGAUAUUGUCAUUACUAGUAAUUGUUCUGAUCCAGAACAGAAUUGUGAGCAAACUUUACAUGAAACCAUAAUAUUCAACAGGAAUAUUUCCUCAAAAGAUAUUAAUAAACACGAUGACAGCAGCAACUGCACAAUUGAAAGACCACUAGGACGGGGGUCGGCAACCCAAAAUGUUGAAAGAGCCAUAUUGGACCAAAAAUACAAAAAAGUCAUCUGUCUGGAGCCACAAAAAAAUUAAAAGACUUAUACAAGUGUUAUAAUGAUGGCGACACAUGAUGUAAGUGUCUAUAUUAGCUAUAUUAGCCUAUGAAAAUGACUUUAACAGUCUUAUAUAAGUGUAAAGUAACUGAUUAGCUAUAUUAGCCUACUAUCAAAAUGACUGCGUCGCACACUAACGCAAAACUUCGUUGACAGACAUGUUGAAAUAUAAUAUUUAUUCUACACAUUUUUACAACAUUGGAAAACAUUAGUAAAACCCUCAGAGGGUGAGAUAACUCCUGGAAAUUACUGUUUUAGAAUGGCCAAAGGUAUAGAUGUGUGUGUCCAAGUUAAAGGAAAUGACAAGCUGUCUUCUUCUAAUGGAUUUAUUACAAUCUUUGCAAGCCGGGUAACGUUUGCUGUGGUCUGGAACAACAUGGCAUACUAACAACUAUCAGAAAUGCAGUCAAUAUUACAUAUUGAUAAUAUGUCAUGAGACAUGCAAAUAUAAAUUAAAUACACAGAGGUAUACAGAGGUAGAAAUUAAAUAUACCUACAAAUGAGGCAUAAAUAUGUACAUACAGCUAACCUAAAUAGGAUGUUAGCAUCGAUUAACUUGCAGUCAUGCACUGACCAAAUAUGCCUGAUUAGCACUCCCAACAAGUCAAUAACAUCAACAAAGCUCACCCUUGUGCAUUCACGCACAGUAUACAACAUUUGGUGGACAAAAUGAGACAAAGAAGGAGUGGCAUCAAACACGUCUAUCUGUGGCAGCGUCGGAGAAAGUGACACAUGUAAACAAACUGUUGAGUCACAGUCCACACAAUGGUGAGUUCAAGGGCCGUUGAAAUUAGUAGGACAAAACGACGAUCGCCAAAUACUCUCAUCAGUGAAGCAUGAAUACAAACAUAUUAAACAGUGGGGCUUUCUAACAAUUAGGAAGGCUUGUGUCGUGUUUGUCUUCCUACAGAAACCAUAUUAAAACAAAAAACAUUUUUCACCCCAUUUUUUUGCCAUUUCCAUACAUAUUUGAAUGGAAGAGCCGCAUGUGGCUUUAGAGGCACGGGUUG